Molecule: messenger RNA, 6776 nt
Organism: Macrobrachium nipponense
Lineage: Eukaryota; Metazoa; Arthropoda; Malacostraca; Decapoda; Palaemonidae
Exons: 13
Coding region: 468-6776 (2102 amino acids)
Biological process (GO): endothelial cell migration; Rho protein signal transduction
Cellular component (GO): axon; plasma membrane; endocytic vesicle
Molecular function (GO): guanyl-nucleotide exchange factor activity
Source: RefSeq, a predicted model, not a curated record
AGUCCUUUGUGUGUUCCUUGUUAAUUACUAAUUUGUGUCAGUGUGUUAAUUAAAGCCUUGUGGAACAGAUUUUUUUAGAACGACUGAAGUUACCCUAUGGUGUUUGUAGCUUGUGGACAUUAGUGAUUUUAUGUUGUAGAGUGUAAAGUGUGUAAAGUCGAUUGUAACGUUAAUGUUGUGAAGUGUGUAGCAAGUUUGAAAUGGAAAGAUUACCAUCUCAUCAAAUAUUCUUAUAUGGUGGAAUGUACAGUUUGCAGGAAUUCACUGGAAUAUUUCUAGACUAAUACCGAGUGAUUGAAGGCCAUAAUAGAUUGGGUAUUGCAGAGCUGAUGUCUCCAGUUUCAUGUAAAUACUUAUAUUGUUGAACUUGGCACCUUGAUCUGUGGCGUAAUGAUUUAUCGAAGUCCCGACUUGGAAGAAGAUUCCUUCUACCCAAGGGAUGACCUCGGGGUCACAGCCUUUAUAGGAUGGCAAAAAACUGUAACAAAUCUCCCUCGAUCCUGAACCAGCCGAGUUGCUAUUCCCCCUCGGCUGUCAGCAUCAGCACCCGAGAAGAACUCAGAAGUGAAAUUGGUUCAUUCCCAGAGAGACCAGUCGAGCUUGUCAAAGAGAGCCAGGCAGCAACAUCUAAUGGUCACGUUGCUCAAGGAAUAAGGAGAUUCGAAAUGAAGUCUUCCGACUUGCCCGUCGACACUUUGUCCGUUAAAGAUGAUGACGAAAAAGGCUUAAAUUCCAUUAGUAGUCAAUCUUCUACAGUGUCCAGAGGUUAUGGAAACAGCAGUGACGCCUAUGAAACUUGCUCCUCCGAUCAGUACUCGUCACUCUCCAGUGGAAUGGGGGAUACUGUCUGCAGUGACACACUCAAGGCCUUUAGCUCCUUGCCACCGCAGGGUACAGUAGGAACACAGUUUUUGGGUGUGAAUAAAGUUUACAAUCCAGAUAGGCAAGACUCUGCAUACCCUGACGAUCUUGAGAGUCGCAGUGACUUCUCUGCAAGUGAUGACGGCGAGUCAGAUUCGUCAGGGAUCAGCAAAGGGAGUCCCAGGUUUGUAAGGUCAUUUAAUAGACGGGUGCGUACCCGUGAUAACAGGGGAAGACAUUUUCAUAGGAUUAAUGCCAUUAGGGUGCGUUCAAGGCCUAGGCAAGAGAUUGGCCGGGAAGAAGCCUUGAUUAGUAAAAAUACUAGUGAGCAAAACAACAAUGAGAAUAUGGUACUAAAUUGCAGCCUAGAAGAAAUUCCCCGAGCAGUUCAGAACAGGAGUCCCAGUUACAGUGAAGCGUCUAGUGGGGAUAGAUUUGACAGUGAUACCUUUGAGAUGUGUUCUCCUGGAUCAGAUGAUGUUUUCUGGGGAAGUGAUAAAAACUUGAAAUUAACAUUUGAUCAGUCAGUUGGAAUGAACGUUGGUGGAUCAGCUCCCAAUCUGGAGAUUGACAGUGGCCAUAGAGAAGUGUGCGAUAAAGGUCUUGCCUCCUCUGAUGCAGUACCAGAAAAAUCAGAAAAAUAUUCUCCCAGUUUAGCUCGCAGAGAGAGCACCGACAACAGUCUCUUACCUUUUAAGGUAGGCGAAGAGUGGACCAGGAUUAAAGAAAGUAGCAGCGGACUCUCUCUUCUCUCUCGGUUAUCAAAAUCAGUUAACAUAAAAAGGAAAUAUGGUAAAGUCUGUAGCAAAAACUCUUCUGAGAAGGUAUUGCCAGAUCAAGAUUUAAGAUACAAAGAUAACUUGGAAAAAAUCAUGGAAUGUGUUCAAGAGAGAACUGAGUCAAAGUAUCUAGGCAUACGAUCACAGAGUUUAACACCAGCCCUUGAUAUUGGAUCGAGAGAAACAGAUAAUGAAUCUUUAGAUUCUGAAGACUGCUGUCUGAAUGUUUCUAACCUUAGUCAACGAUCUCACAGCUUAACACCCACUUUUGAACAUUUUCAUGAUGAUGAUGAUGAUGAUGAGAUUGUUAAAUAUAAAUGCAAGGAUUUGCACAAGAAUGUGAUUGUUUCAGAAGUAAAAUCUCAGCUUUUGAAGCCUGUGAAACCAGUACCUCCUCCAAGAUCAAAAAAGCCACAGAUUGGAUCUUUGAAUUAUGGAUUAGGAAGUAGCGAAAGAGAUUCCCAUUCUUCAAGUGAAUCGCUCAACACACAAAAUCAUGGUAGUGGAAGAACUGAGGAAGAUUUGCCAUUAAAUCAAAGUUCUGAUUAUGGAAGACUUCGUAGUGUUAGUAAUACUUUUUGCAACUUAUGGCCCCAACUUUUCUCUAAUUCAUCAAGUAAUUCACCAAAUAAUUCCAAGUUACAUGAAAAGGACUACAACAAUUUGAAUACAAAAGGUAAUUCCAGGUCAGAGGUACCUGUGGGUGACAGUUCAAAGCCUGAUGUGUCCUGUGAAACCGCUAAAAAUACACCGGAGGACAGUCAUUCAGAUAGGCCAGGAAAAUGUCAAGAAAUUGCAAGUGACACUGAGUAUAGAGAAAAAGACCAACCAGAAAAGGGUAGUUCUGAUAAGCUGAACGUUCCAGAACGUAGGUCUUUACCAGCAAAACCUCAGGGUUCUUCCCGAAGAAUUCUUCCACCAAAACCACAGCUUCCAGCUAGAAGUUCUUCAUAUGCACCUCAACCACCAAGUGCCAGUUCUAAGCCUAAACAGCCGCAAGUUCCAACUCGUAGCUCCUCUUACAAGCCGAAUUUCUUUGGAAAUCAGUCUAAUGCAAACUCUCAGCUCCCCGAGUUCGAGUCUGUUCCCCAGAAAAUGCAUUUUCCUGGAUAUGCAAGUGAAUGUCCAUCAACAUCUGCUAGUUGUAGUUCGCCAGUCAGUACAAGAAAGGGUACAGCUGAAACUCAAAAGGAAACUGUUAGUCAGAAGAAAGCAAAGCUUUUUUCUAGUUUUUCAUUUCAUCCUGAAUUAAGUAACAAGAAAAUGGAGACGGAAAAAAAUUCGCCGAAAGAUAAGAAGCAUUUGAAGGAAAGGAGAAGUGAUGGGGAUAAAAAGGGCAUUGAUGGGAAAUCAUUCGGAAACCAGUCAAGGAUUAGGAGAACUGGUGCUGUUAAAAAGAGUGAUGACCAAAGAUAUCACAGUCAAGAUGACAGUCCCAGCCCAUCAGCGACAAGGAGGAUAUUGCCGAGAAAUCAGAAUGACAGUAGAAAAUCCCCAGAGGUUCAAGGUAGACAUUUAGGCCCGGGAUUGAGUCUAGAUGGAAGUAGUCAUACUGGUGCUAUUCCCAAAAGUAGCUAUUUGAAUAAAACAUUCCACAUCCUAAAUAGAGAUAUAGAAGGAAGAAGAACAAACAGUGACCCAAAAAUGCAGGACAAUAAAUCUGAGGGAGAGAGUGAUCAAGUAAUAAAAAGAGGUUCGGACAAACUGCCACGGAGUCCUGGCAAAAAAGUGUUGGAUAGGUCCGUUUCUGUUCCAUUUUGGACAAAACUGUAUAUGGCAACUGGUAGUAAUGUACAAACACCUGUGACAGUUAUAAGUGAAGCAGCAGAAAAGACCAUUACUGAAGAGAAAACAGAACCAUUCAAUCAAAAGCUGUUGACAGCAGUUUCAAAAGAUGAAGUUGUAAAGCAGAAACUCACCCACACUACUUCCUCUCCUUCAAAUCCAAGUGGGAGCUCGAGUCCUUUCUUGAGAAAGGCCUCACACAAAAGAACGAGAUCUCAUGAUGUCACUAAAACGUUCAAAGAAGACUUCAUGUCACUCCCGCCAGAAAGAUCAGCUUCGCAUGAUAACUUGGCCCAACUAAAGGACGACGACGGAGUGGACAUGCCUGUACUAGCUGUGGAAUUUGCUUCUCCAGACUCGCCCCCUCAGAUGGAGUUCAAAAGUUUAAGAUUUGCUAAUGGGGGCGACAGCUUUAAUUACAAAUCUUCUCAGAAGCACAAGAGUUGCAAUAACAUCAUUGACAUGAAUGGCGAUGUAUUAGAGCCUAUGUCGCCCAAGUUUGCAAGAACCUUUAAAGAUUCCAGACUGAAGAGUGCAUCAGCCUUCUGCCUUACCAGUGGCCAUGCCAAAAAGAUCUCUGCUGCUUCGGCACUGAAGCGAGAUGGAGGCGGCGGGGAGGACUCGUGCCCCUCAGGAGAGUCUACGCCCCCUUGGCCCCCCACCGGUUUUGUAGAUGGGGAUAGGAGGAACAUGAGAGCAUCGCAGCAGCUCUACACCUCUCCGUAUGAGUUGACAACCCAUGCCAGGGAUAAGCCUUACUUUCAGAGGCUGAUUGGCAUGUUCCAUAUACAGGUUUCGGACUCGAAGAUGGACUCCCUUGUCCAGCAACUGGACCUCUACAGUCGGCAAGGUAUCCCGAAGCAGCCUCACCUGUUAGCCUGUCAGACAUAUCAGAUAGAACAAGAGGUAGUAGUAGAGGACAGCUGGCGCGUCCUGGUCGAAGGGCACGAGCAGCUGGACGACCGGCAGGAGCAGCAGCAGAGUGCCAUCUGGGAGCUGGUUGAGACCGAGGCUACUUACAUCCACAUGCUCAAAGUCAUUACAGAUCUGUUUUUGUCGUGCUUAUGCAACCUACAAAACGAAUCCCUGUUGUGCGAGAUCGACACCGACAAGCUGUUCAGCAACAUCCAGGAGAUCUACAACGCCAACCUCACCUUCUGGAGGGAACACAUCUGUAGGAUGCUGGAGGUGGCGCGGUCGAGCAGGCAGCCUCUGGACCCGUCGCUCCUCUCAGAUGGCUUCUACAAGUUCGACGAGUUGUUUCAUCCGUACACCCGUUACUGUCUAGACCAGAGUCACUGCCAGCUCUAUUGCAAGGAGAAGGACCAUGACAACGAAUAUUUCAAAAUGUAUUUGGCGGUGAUGUGUGAAACACAGAAGGAAUGCAAUAGACUUAGAUUAGUGGACAUUCUCGUGCAGCCUAUGCAGAGACUGACCAAAUAUUCCCUCCUCCUGAAGGCGAUCCAUAAAAAGACAAAUUCGGAAGACCAUAAAAUCAUUCUUCAGGAUAUGAUAACGCAUGUCGAGAACUUCGUAUCUAAUGUGAAUUCUGCUCUGAGGCAUAAACACGAACAGGAAAGAUUACGCGACAUUGCCAAAAGAAUAGAGGCAUACGAAGCAGUGGAGGCUCGUGAUGACGAGUUAGAGAAAGUAGUCAAGAAUUAUUCCGACCUAAGCCUAACUCAGCCUAUGCCUGGAUGCCCCGAACAUCUUCCACGCCACAUCCUUCACCACGGUGACCUUAGACUAAGGGACCCUCAUUCUUCCAAGAUGGAUGUGCACGUUUUCCUCUUUACAGAUCUAUUGCUCAUUACCAAAGUGACUCAGCGUAAGGCAGAGAAGGUCAAGAUUAUUCGACCACCAUAUCAUGUAGAGCGUCUGAUUAUUGUAGAUCUCAAGGAUACAAAUUCCAUUGGCCUUGUCUCCAUUAAUGAGUGGAAUGUAGCCGUGGCGGCAUUUACGCUUCAGUGUCCUGACCAAAAAACCCACAGGAGUUGGCAUGAUGCCCUAAAGCGUGCAAAGGAGCAGUACAAGGAAGCUCAACAGGCCCGUGACGUAAUGAUAUAUGAAGACAUUACUUGUGUGGGUCAUUUGGCUCCUCGAUCUCCUCGCCCAGGUUCCUCUAGAGCCUCCAGGGUAUCAAGCCUUGCACAUUCACACUCAGGUUCCAUUGACCUAAAUGAACAUUCUCCCGCAUCCACACACCAUCCUCCUAGUUUUGAUAUGUCAGAAAUCAGGGCAUCUAGUGCAUCCAGUGACGAUUCCAUUGCUCCCACUGAGGGUGAAAUCCAAAGAUCCAAAUCACUGGAAAGUGGGGCUUAUACAUCUGCAUCCCCACGGCCAGAUCGUCGCCCAGCAUUUCCAAAAACACCUAACACACUUAGUGUAGUACCUCCUUAUUCUACUGGUCAGUCCCUCCCAAAUCUUACUGUCGAAUCUGCCAACUCCCUUCGUGUACCUAAUAAUCUGAGCAAUAACCCAAAAGCUUUGUCUGCAUGUAACCGUGGGGUCUCUUAUCCUCCUCCUUCACCUCGCACUCUAAGAAGAUCAGCUCCAGUACCUCAGUCUCGAAACCCACCUCUAAUAAAAACUAGGCAUGUCACUUCCAUGGUUGGGUCACCUCAAGAAGUAGACCAAGCAGAUCAAGAUGACUCUUCAAGAAGUGGUGGUCCGCGAAGAAUAUCACGCACUGAUAGAAUGGACAACCGUCGAUACCAUACAGCUGGUGCUAUUGAUGACAUUAAGAAACAAGACACAAAAGAUGCAACAAUUCAUAAGCGUCUCUCCUGGAAUUAUGGCCAAGGUCCCCCUCCCUCACGGGACCUAGGUAAUGAUCAAGGAAAACUAGGUCGUCACAAGCAUGCUGUGAAGAGCAUUUCCUGCGAGUCUAUGCAUAGCUCAUCAGGAGUCUCUUCAACCUCAUCACUUCAUCGAUCUAUGGGUUCUGAAGUUGAAACUUUAGAAAAUAUAGAUGAUAAUGAACUCGAAGAUGGUGAAAGUACUGUAGUUGAUUUGACAGUGAGUGAUUGUACCAGUUUGAAGAUAUCACCUCAUAUUUCAACAACAUAUAUCUGCCAUGACUCUGACAUUACCCUUGGUGUAUGCUCACAGUACAUAACUCAGCCAAACAAUGCUGCUGAGCCAAGUGAAGGUUGUGAGAAUCUGGUAAAGAUUGAUGUCUCGGAAACAGAUCCAGGGAUUUCAUCUGUUCAGAUAACUGUCACCGAGGGUGCUGCCUCUUCUUCCUCUUUGAAUUUGUCCUCAUCAACCAGUGAAGGUGCCUCUUCAAAGUCUGAUAAUAUGAGAAUGAGAGAGAUUUUGUUGAAUGAUGCAUCUGUUGAGGCUUCGUAA